Dictyostelium purpureum is the source of this 2224-nucleotide messenger RNA. RefSeq lists its product as uncharacterized. Gene Ontology annotation, cellular component: extracellular region. Gene Ontology annotation, molecular function: N-acylsphingosine amidohydrolase activity. The transcript has 3 exons. Gene Ontology annotation, biological process: long-chain fatty acid biosynthetic process; sphingosine biosynthetic process; ceramide catabolic process. NCBI's taxonomy places the organism in Eukaryota, Evosea, Eumycetozoa, Dictyosteliales, Dictyosteliaceae. Bases 1 to 2070 code for a protein of 689 amino acids. The record is from RefSeq and is a predicted model, not a curated record.
AUGUUUAUCUUCUUUUUUAAUCAUAUAAAAUUUGAUGAUUCAUCAUAUCAAAUUGGUACUGGUAUUUAUGAUAUUACAGGUCCAGCUGCUGAAACUGGUAUGAUGGGAUAUGCUAUGCCAGGUCAGAUUACAGGAGGUCUUCAUUUUCGUUUAAGAGCAAGAGCAUUUGUAUUUGUUGACAGUAAUGGUAAUAGAGCCGUUUAUGUUUCAACAGAUUCAUGUAUGAUUUUCCAAGCAGUUAAAAUUAAGGUUAUUCAAGAUUUACAAGCUAUUUUUGGAGAAAAUGUUUAUAGUCACGAAAAUGUUUUAUUAAGUGGUACUCAUACUCACAGCGGCCCAGGAGGAUAUUCAAUGUAUGCACUUUAUGGUAUUACAACAUUAGGUUUCUAUGAAGAUAAUUUUAAUACUAUUGUUGAUGGUAUUGUUCAGGCAAUUGUUAGAGCCCACAAGAGUGUCGCUCCAGCCAGAAUGUUAGCACAACAAGGUGAAUUAUUAGAGUCCAAUAUCAAUCGUUCCCCAACCGCUUAUCAAAACAAUCCAGAAGAAGAAAAAGCUCUCUAUGACUAUGAUGUCGAUAAGAAUAUGACUGUUAUUAGAAUCGAAGAUUUAAAUGGUAACCCAGUUGCAGCAAUGUCAUUCUUUGCUGUCCAUUGCACCAGUAUGAAUAACACAAAUCAUUUAAUCAGUGGUGAUAAUAAAGGUUAUGCUAGUUAUAUGUGGGAAAAAUAUCAAAAUGGUAAUUCAACACUCCCAGGCCAAGGUCCAUUCAUUGCCUCAUUUGGUCAAAGUAAUGAAGGUGAUGUAAGUCCAAAUACUAAAGGAGCCUUCUGCCCAGAUGGAACUCCUUGUGUAGAUUCCUCAUCAACUUGCAAUGGAAAGAAUGAGGGUUGUAAAGCAAUUGGUCCAGGUAAAAAUGGUGAUAUGUUUGAAAGCACUCAAAUCAUUGGUACAAACCAAUUCAAGAAAGCACUUGAAUUAUUUGAAAAUGCCUCUAUCCCAGUUCAAGGCCCAAUUCAAUACAGACACUCAUGGGUUCAAAUGACCAACAUCUCUGUCCAAGCUCCAUUUAACAAUGGUGUCGAAGGUGCCACUACCUGUAGAGCUGCUAUGGGUUAUAGUUUUGCUGCUGGUACUACUGAUGGCCCAGGUGCAUUUGAUUUCACCCAAGGUGACAACUCUACCUCUGGUAACAUUUUCUGGAAUUUCAUUUCUAAAUUUAUUGCUGUUCCAACUGAAGAUCAAAAACAAUGUCAAUCUCCAAAACCAAUUCUCAUUGAUGUUGGUUUAACUAAACCAUACCCAUGGACCCCAGAUGUUUUACCAGUUCAAAUUAUUACCAUUGGUCAAAUUGUUUUGGUUGCUGUUCCAGGUGAAUUCACCACUAUGUCUGGUCGUCGUCUCAGAAAUACAGUUCGUGAAGUCAUUGGUCAAUCAAUUCAAGAUCCAAUUGUUUUAGUUGCUGGUCUUGCCAAUACUUACUCUGGUUAUAUUGCCACUUACGAAGAAUAUGAAACCCAAAGAUAUGAAGGUGCCUCAACUAUUUUCGGUCCACACACAUUGGGUGGCUAUCAACAAGAGUUUGCUAAACUCGCUCAAUCAAUUGUCGAUGGUACAGAAGUUGAUCCAGGAACCUUCCCACGUAACUUAACAGGUCACACUCUUUUCUUCUUACCACCAGUUAUCUUUGAUGAAGCUCCAAGUGGCGAUGAUUUCGGAAAGAUUUAUACCGACGCUCAAGAAUCCUAUUCCGUAGGUUCACAAGCUAGUGUUGUUUUCUAUGGUGCCAAUCCAAGAAAUAACUUUAUGAUAGAGUCAUCUUUCUUGACUGUUGAUCAAUACGUUAAUAACCAAUGGGUUACCGUUUUAAAUGAUGGUGAUUGGGAUACCAAAUUCAUUUGGAAAAUGCAUAAUUUAGCUCAAUCCUUAAUUACUAUCGAAUGGAAUAUCGACCCAAGCACCCAACCAGGUACAUAUCGUAUUACCCAUACUGGUUACGCCAAAAAAGAUCCAAUUUCAAAAGACCUCACUCAAUAUUUGGGUGUUUCAAGAACAUUUACUGUUACCAAUUAAUUUCUCUUAUAGAUUUAAUAUAUAUAUUUUUUAUGUGUUCUUUUUUUUAAAAAAAAAAUAAUAAAUCCUUUUUUUCUUAUAUAAUAAUAAAAAUUAAUAAAAACUAAUAUAUCUAUUAAAAUAAUUGUAUAUUUUAAUAGAGGAAAAUAAUUAU